Molecule: messenger RNA, 3453 nt
Organism: Siniperca chuatsi (mandarin fish)
Lineage: Eukaryota; Metazoa; Chordata; Actinopteri; Centrarchiformes; Sinipercidae
Product: cullin-5
Exons: 19
Coding region: 84-2471 (795 amino acids)
Biological process (GO): protein ubiquitination; SCF-dependent proteasomal ubiquitin-dependent protein catabolic process
Cellular component (GO): SCF ubiquitin ligase complex; Cul5-RING ubiquitin ligase complex
Molecular function (GO): ubiquitin protein ligase binding
Source: RefSeq, a predicted model, not a curated record
AAAGAGUCAGUGAUGUGAUAAGGUUGAGCUUCAUCGUCCGUGUAGUUCACGCGAUAUUUUACGAGAGGAUAAGUUGAGGGAACAUGGCGACGUCUAAUUUGCUAAAGAACAAAGGCUCCCUUCAGUUUGAGGAUAAAUGGGACCUGAUGCGUCCCAUAGUACUGAAGCUGCUACGGCAGGAGUCCGUCACCAAACAACAGUGGUUUGACCUGUUCUCAGACGUCCAUGCUGUAUGCCUGUGGGAUGACAAAGGUCCAGCUAAGAUCCACCAGGCCCUCAAAGAGGACAUCCUAGAUUUCAUCAAACAAGCACAAGCACGGGUGUUGAGUCAUCAGGAUGACACAGCGUUGCUGAAGGCCUACAUUGUGGAGUGGAGGAAGUUUUUCACACAGUGUAACAUCUUGCCCAAGCCUUUCUGUCAGCUGGAGAUCACACUGAUGGGCAAGCAAGGAAGCAACAAGAAGUCCAACGUGGAGGACAGCAUCGUCCGCAAGCUGAUGCUGGACACAUGGAACGAGUCCAUCUUCUCCAACAUUAAAAACAGGCUACAAGAUAGUGCCAUGAAGCUCGUCCACGCUGAGAGGCUGGGAGAGGCCUUUGACUCCCAGCUGGUCAUCGGAGUGCGAGAGUCCUAUGUGAACCUGUGCUCCAACCCUGAUGACAAGCUGCAGAUCUACAGGGACAACUUUGAGAAGGCAUAUAUGGAUUCUACGGAGAGGUUCUACAGAACACAGGCCCCCGCCUACCUGCAGCAAAAUGGAGUCCAAAACUACAUGAAAUAUGCUGAUUCAAAGCUGAGGGAAGAGGAGAAGCGUGCACUGCGAUACCUGGAGACGAGACGUGACUGUAACUCUGUACAAGCAUUAAUGGAGUGUUGCGUCAAUGCGCUGGUAACAUCUUUCAAGGAGACCAUCUUAGCUGAGUGUCCAGGCAUGAUCAAACGAAAUGAGACAGAGAGUGAGUACGGCAGGACUGCUCCCACCAAAGGCACAGCCAGCUCAGAGUUGCAUCUGAUGUUCUCUCUCAUGGACAAAGUGCCCAGCGGCAUUGAGCCCAUGCUGAAGGACUUGGAGGAGCACAUCAUGAGCGCUGGCCUGGCUGAUAUGGUGGCCUCAGCAGAGACGAUCACCUCCGACUCAGAGAAAUAUGUGGAGCAGCUGCUCACCUUGUUUAACCGCUUCAGUCGACUGGUGAAAGAGGCCUUUCAGGACGACCCACGCUUCCUGACAGCUAGAGACAAAGCAUAUAAAGCUGUUGUGAAUGAUGCCACUAUAUUUAAAUUAGAACUUCCUAUGAAACAGAAAGGGGUAGGUCUGAAAACUCAACCAGAGUCCAAGUGUCCAGAGCUGCUGGCCAACUACUGUGACAUGCUCUUGAGGAAGACCCCACUGAGCAAGAAGCUCACCUCUGAGGAGAUAGAGGCCAAGCUCAAAGAAGUGCUGUUAGUGCUGAAGUAUGUCCAGAACAAAGACGUGUUCAUGCGCUACCACAAAGCCCACCUGACCCGUCGACUCAUCCUGGACAUCUCAGCAGACAGCGAGAUAGAGGAAAACAUGGUGGAGUGGCUCAGGGAAGUAGGAAUGCCAGCUGACUAUGUCAACAAGCUGGCCAGGAUGUUUCAAGACAUCAAGGUGUCAGAGGACCUCAACCAAUCUUUCAAAGAAAUGCAUAAACAUAACAAGCUUGCUUUACCAGCGGACUCGGUCAACAUAAAGAUCCUGAAUGCUGGAGCAUGGUCGAGGAGCAGCGAGAAGGUUUUCGUCUCUCUACCUACAGAGCUGGAAGAUUUGAUACCUGAGGUAGAAGACUUUUAUAAGAAGAACCACAGUGGCAGGAAGCUUCACUGGCAUCACCUCAUGUCCAACGGCAUUAUAACUUUUAAGAACGAGGUGGGCCAGUAUGACCUGGAGGUGACCACCUUCCAGCUGGCUGUGCUGUUUGCCUGGAACCAGAGGCCCAGGGAGAGGAUCAGCUUUGAAAACCUCAAGCUAGCCACUGAGCUGCCGGAUGCUGAGCUGCGACGCACUCUCUGGUCUCUGGUGGCGUUUCCCAAACUCAAGCGGCAGGUGUUAUCGUACGACCCAGUGGUGUCUUCACCCAAAGACUUUGCAGAAGGAACACUAUUCUUCGUCAACCAGGAGUUUUCUCUCAUAAAAAACUCAAAGGUUCAGAAAAGGGGGAAGAUUAACCUGAUUGGUCGGCUGCAGCUCACCACAGAGCGAAUGAGAGAGGAGGAGAACGAGGGCAUCGUCCAGCUCAGGAUACUAAGAACGCAGGAGGCCAUAAUCCAGAUCAUGAAGAUGAGGAAGCGCAUCAACAAUGCCCAGCUGCAGACGGAGCUGGUGGAGAUCCUAAAGAACAUGUUUUUACCUCAGAAGAAGAUGAUCAAGGAGCAGAUCGAGUGGCUGAUAGAUCACAAGUACAUAAAGCGAGAUGAGACCGAUAUAAACACCUUCAUCUACAUGGCAUAGCACAGCACAUUAGGAUGACUGGUGUUGACUUUGGUUUCAGUGGAUCAGGCCUGAUGAACACUAGGAUACUUCCAGGCUCCCCGUCCUCUAUUUAAAUAAAAAAAAUAAAAUCUUGUGCAGGGAGGCAUGAAUUUAUGACUGAGACCUACCUAUUUAAAAAAAGUGGAACUUCCUGCCUUAAAGUUGUACAAAGAAAAAAAGAAGAAUGCAGAAGUUGCAAUGGGAGUCUUCACCAAGUGGUUGUAACUGUUUAGUUGGAGGGAGUUUCCUUGCUGUCCAGAUGAGACUGUUAAUUGUUAACGGUCUGUUUUGGAUGCCAGGGCGUUACAUCUGGGCAGCUACUACAACACUCAAUGCUUGUACAAGUCUCAAAGGCAUGCUGACAGGAAAAGCUGAGGAACUUUGGAUCUCAAAAUAUCUGCAGUCCAGUUUUAAUCCACGUCAAACCCAGACCAUCUGAACCUUGAACAAAACGCUGCCCUCUUCACUCAAAGGAGACGCUGCUUUAACCCAGCUAGUUGGUUUGUCGCGGGGGCCCUGAUGCUGUCGUGACUCUCUGCAGUCAUAGUUAAAGUGAUCAAACACUUAAUCCGGACUUUCAGUUUGUAUAAAGAGCCAGAUAAGCACUUCACAGUUUGCAAGGCUGAACCAGACAGCGACGUAGAGCCAGCUCCAACCCUGUCAAGCCUUUGUCCCUGGGUAAAAAGGAGAUUGUGGGGAGAAAAAAAAACUUGCAUAUUGCUAUAAUCGUGAAUCCUGAAUUUCCCUCUACCAAAUGUACCCAGGGACAGAGGUGGUGUUGGAGUCAAACCGGGAGCUCAGCUCAUGUUUGCAACAGCUCUCUCUUCUGCAGGAAGCCUGGGAGAAGAGGCUGAGGUCAGUAUUACACAUGGUAAAUACUACAAUUCAAUGCUAAAGGAGAGUGUACCAUGAGAUGUGAAUAAUGAAAUUAUUAAAUAAACAGCACCUUAUUAUAAAAGAA